Messenger RNA from Corvus hawaiiensis (hawaiian crow), 1549 nucleotides. It is a transcript of the gene ARHGEF39, whose product is annotated as Rho guanine nucleotide exchange factor 39. Gene Ontology annotation, cellular component: plasma membrane. Bases 195 to 1211 code for a protein of 338 amino acids. The record is from RefSeq and is a predicted model, not a curated record. Gene Ontology annotation, biological process: positive regulation of cell migration. Lineage: Eukaryota; Metazoa; Chordata; Aves; Passeriformes; Corvidae. The transcript is spliced from 11 exons. Gene Ontology annotation, molecular function: guanyl-nucleotide exchange factor activity.
CCCGGGACCGCCCGUCGGGGCGGGGCCGCCGUUUGAACGCGGGGCGGCGGCGGGACCGGCAGAAAUUGGUCUGCAAAAUAAACAUCCUGACUGCAGUCUACCCUGGCUAGAGGUGCUAUGCGAAUGGCAGCGAUUUAGUCCAUUGCUGCUCUUCAGGAUCCUUUAGAUCCCUGUAUAUCAGCCCUGACUCUGCCAUGAGUGCCUCAUCCCUGCUGUUUGCGGUUGGAGCAAACACUGUGGAAGACCAGAGGGCUCGCUGGGAGAGAAAGCGCAGCCGGACAGCCAAGGAACUGCUGGAAACGGAACACAAAUACCUUGAGCAGCUGGAUUUGGUGCUCACGUACUUUGUGACGAUUUUAAAAGCCAAAGGGACGCUGAAACCUGCUGUGUUGGAAACUAUAUUUGGACCCCUGGAAUCCUUAUAUUCUGCCAGCCAUGUUCUGUCAUUUCACCUGGAGAAAGGGAAUUUGGGACCAGGACUGGAAAAUUUUUGUCAAAGUCUGGAUUUUUAUGGCCACUAUGCAGAGAAUUUGGAGCAGGCAAAUAAAACCUUGAAGGAGCAACUGAGGAAAAAUAAGUCAUUUCGGCGGUUUAAGAAACUCCAGGAGGCUCGACCUCAGUUUCAAGGGAGGGAGCUAGAGGAUCUGCUUCCUUUGCCCCUGCAGAGGCUGCACCAGUACAAGCAUUUCUUCAGAGACCUGCUGCAGAACACCAGCCCAGACACUGCUGAGUACCAGAAACUUGCAAAGGCUGUGAAGUCUGUUUCUGAGGUAUCUCAGUGGGUCCAAGACAUCUUUGAUAAGAGAGAGAACUCCUUGCAGCUACUUCGGGUUCAGAAACUGCUCAAAGGACAAAAGACUCAGGUUUUGACUCCAGGGCGCUGGUAUAUCCGGGAAGGCUGGCUUUUGGUGGUGCCUUCAAAGGGAGAAGAACUGAAGCGCAGGAUGUUCUUCCUGUUCUCUGAUAUCCUCAUUGCAGCGAAGCCCUGCCACCCACUGCACCUGCUGAACUCGAACAAACUGUCCUGCCAGGCUGUCUACCCACUCCACCAGUGCUCAGUGGAUAAAGUGUUCGGCCACACGCAGAGCCAGGGAGGGCUCCUCAGUCUUUCCUUUCCACAGAAGACACUGCUGUUGAUGUCCAGCAACCAACAAGAGAUCCAUGACUGGUACCGGAGUCUCACAGCUGCAGUCAGGCAGCUGAAAGCCUGACCCACCUGAGUACAAGACAAACUGGCAGGACAACCACCUUUGUGGCAGAAGCUUCCACAAUCUUAGAAAAUGUUCAGUGACAUAUAGCAGCACUGCAUUGAGAGGGACUAUACAGCAUGUUCGUGAGAUGAUGAAUGCUUUGUUAGCUGCCCUUAUGUUCAUACAGAUACCGCAAAAAAUGCAUUUGUACAUUAAAAAAAUCUGUAUUAUGGAUUUUCCCCAAUUUAGCUUAGAAGCUUCUAGCUUUUCUGCACUUUAGUAAACUCAGAUUAUUAACUUAAGGUCAAGCAGAUGGGAGUGUGACUUGUUUUCCCUAAUUAAAUGCUUUUUUAAAGGUA